This is a messenger RNA of Sarcophilus harrisii (Tasmanian devil), 3159 nucleotides long. RefSeq names its product pleckstrin (gene PLEK). NCBI's taxonomy places the organism in Eukaryota, Metazoa, Chordata, Mammalia, Dasyuromorphia, Dasyuridae. Bases 77 to 1129 code for a protein of 350 amino acids. The transcript has 9 exons. The record is from RefSeq and is a predicted model, not a curated record. Gene Ontology annotation, cellular component: plasma membrane. Gene Ontology annotation, biological process: actin cytoskeleton organization; intracellular signal transduction.
AGAAACUCAGUUAUCUUGGGCUUCCAGAUGAGCAGUUGCUGCAGAAACAACUGACUCUGGGGAGUAUACAGCAGACAUGGAACCAAAGAAAAUCAGGGAAGGUUAUCUUGUGAAAAAGGGCAGCGUAUUCAAUAGCUGGAAACCCAUGUGGGUUGUGUUGCUGGAAGAUGCUAUUGAAUUCUACAAGAAAAAAAGUGACAAUAGUCCCAAGGGAAUGAUCCCUCUGAAAGGAAGUACUCUUACCAGCCCCUGCCAAGACUUUGGUAAAAGAAUGUUCGUGUUUAAACUUGCCACAACCAAGCAGCAAGACCACUUUUUCCAGGCUGCAUACCUGGAGGAGAGAGAUGUCUGGGUGCGAGACAUUAAGAAAGCUAUUAAGUGCAUUGAAGGAGGCCAGAAAUUUGCUAGGAAAUCCACCAGAAGGUCCAUUCGACUGCCAGAAACCAUUGACUUAAGUGCCCUAUAUUUAUCUAUGAAGGAUGCUGACAAAGGAAUAAAAGAACUAAAGAUUGAGAAGGACAGGAAGGUGUUCAACCACUGUUUUACAGGUAACUGUGUGAUUGACUGGCUUUUAUCUAAAAAAUCUGUUCGGAAUCGUCAGGAAGGUCUCAUGAUUGCAUCUUCACUACUGAAUGAAGGUUUUCUACAGCCUGCUGGGGACUUGUCUAAGAAUGCAGUUGAUGGAACUGCUGAAAUAUCCUUCCUUGAUAACCCUGAUGCUUUCUACUACUUUGCAGACAGUGGAUUUUUCUGUGAAGACAAUUCCAGUGAUGAUGAUGUGAUUUUAAAGGAAGAAUUCAGAGGAAUAAUCAUUAAGCAAGGGUGCCUACUGAAGCAGGGGCAUCGGAGGAAGAACUGGAAAGUGAGGAAAUUUAUUCUGAGGGAGGACCCUGCAUAUUUGCAUUAUUAUGAUCCUGCAGGGGGAGAAGAUCCAUUGGGGGCAAUUCACUUGAGAGGUUGUGUAGUCACUGCAGUGGAGAGCACCCCUGAGGCUAAGAAGAGUGGUGAUGAAAACCUUUUUGAGAUCAUCACUUCCUCUGAAGUUCAUUAUUUCUUACAAGCUGCCUCCCCUCAGGAACGCACUGAGUGGAUCAAAGCCAUUCAGGUGGUCUCUCGGACCGGGAAGUGAAAAGGAGGUGAAAAAUCAACUUUAACAGAAUGAUUGUGGCUUCAGUCAUCAAAUCUUCUCCUGAGUCCAUCUUAAAAGAAGGAAAGAAAGAUCUGCUAUGGAUUCUGACUAUAGCUAGCCCUCUAUUUGAUGAUUUCUGUGUUCUAACUCCUACACAGCUCCUUUUUCUAUCAGCCUUCCUCCAGCAGGUACAACCACCUUUGUGACUGUGGGCAAAUCAGUUAUCCUCUUUCAGGACUAUUUUUCUCAUAUGCAAGAAGAUUGAGAAAGCUACAAUAAUUUUUAAUGAUCACAACAAUGGUAGUGGUGACUUGGCUGGAGUGGAUACCCUUUAAACAAAGCAUAUGAUCUUCUUCUGGUAGAUGAGAGCACAUAGCUGCUUCCAAAUUAUGAGAAAAAUACCCUGAAAAAAAAAAGAGUAAUAAAUUGACUAGUUCAUCAGAACAUUUUUUCUUUACUUAUUCUCUCUCCCUCUUCCUAGUGGACAACAGUAAAGUGAAUUUAAGCAAUUUGCCUUAUUUACUCCAGUGAACUUAAUUGUAGAUUUCCAUUAAAAAAAAAGUCUCAGUGGACUGUUUGAAAGUCUCAUUGGAGUAGAGUCUAUACAAACAAGGACAUUUAAAACAUUUUUUGAUUGAUAUCUUUUGUUUUUAUAGAAUCUAAAUUUCUCAGGGAGCCAUCGCAUUAAAUACAAAAAUUUUUUUUAAAGAAAAAGAAGAGAAAAAAUAGUAGAUCCAAGAAAAAUACAUAUUUUACAAAGGAUACAUUCUGCUGAACAACUCAAGAUUUAUUAUUUCUUUAACGUUUUCAUACUAAACGGAAUUUAGAGAUUAUAAGUACCAAAGCUUUAAAAAAAAAUCUUGUCCUGAAAAUCUUUAUGUAUAAAGUAGGUUGUCUUUGAGUGUUUUUUUUAGUGUGUUUUUUUUAAAUAUAUUUCUCAAUAUUAAAUGUCAAGUGUACCAUACCUCCCUAUUUUUAACUUGUUAUCAAAACUUGAUCUCAAGAAAGGACCAGACAUGUCAUUUUUACUUAAGUGGGAAUUUAUACCAAUCUUUUACAACCUGUUUUUUUUUUUAACAACCUGUUUUAUAACCUAUGGAAGGAUUAUUAAGCAUUAGUGACAGGCAAGAGAGAUUAAGAGUAGGGACAGAGGAGCCAUUUUUUAAAGUCUGAAAUUACACUGAAUAGGUGGGAAUCUAUUGUGUGAAGCUGGGACUGAUUCUCCAGGAAGUUCUCUUUGUUCCAAUAAAUGAUAGCUCUUUUGUACUUCUUGAUGUAUUCUUUUUAAAAAGAAAGAAAAAAAUCACUCCAGUAUAUGGCAUAUAAUGUCGUUGAAUAUUGAAAUGUGAAGUGGUGUGAAUUUCACCCAUGGAUAAUAGCCAAGACCCCUCCCCUACUUCACCGCUAUGCUACCGUGUCACAAUGAACACUGACCCCUCUGCUUGGGUCUUAGCUUUUUCUAAAAGUUCUAAAAACUAUUCACAGUCUUGGCAGCGGACAUUGCAGAGACAAGCUCCAAUAUAUGAUCUUAUUGCAUUUCGGCCUUGCAUUUACUUUUAGCCUAAAGUCAUUACCUAUGGUUUUUCGGGACUAUAUAUAGUACUCCUAAUGAAUCCAAGUUAUGCUUCACAUUGGGGUCUUGCCCAUGGCUUUUGGUCCCAUCCACUACCCUAUGAUUCUGCUCCAGCAGCUCCUACAAUGGAGUUGAUGGAGCUAAGAUGACAUUUAUAGAAGGAAAUGGGAGUAAGAAAUAGUCUUUCCAUGCUAAUUACUCUACUCAUUUCCCUUUUUAUCCUUUCCCCACUCUAUAUUCUCUUUUAUAAAAUCAUUAGUUCUUGUGGAUCAUCCUACUCCCCAGGGAGAUAAGUGAGGCUCACAGCACUUUUUCUAUAAUUUUCUAUCCUCCCAUCCCCAAACAUGCACAGUACUUUCUUUAUAUUGUUUCAAUUAAAAAUGACCUAUUUAUUUGAUAUGUAGUCAAACUUGGUGUUAUAUAUAAAUAAAAUAAACUUGUAUAUUCAAGUAUUUCA